AUGGACGCGAAGAAAAUAAAUAUCGAAUUCCUCCUGGAAUUCAUUAAGCGGGAGAGCCCGGCUCUCCUGCUGAAAUUCGCCGCCGCUUCCCUCACGGGCGAGAUGCCCACAGGGAAUAACGCCUCCGACAUGGAGUGCGAGUUCGCCUCUUCGGAGGAGACCCUCUCCGGCUCAGAGUCCGGGUCCCGUUCCUCUGAAUCAGAGGACGAAAACGACGGUUUCAAAACCGUCGUAUCCAAAAGAAGGAAAAAUAAAACGCCAUCGCCGCUCCCGCCGAACGGAGCAAUCGUCGCGUCCCCACGGGCAGCGUCACCCCGCGUACCCACCCCUGCAACGGCCGCGUCUGUCGCGAACACCCCCGCCACCCGCGCCGCCGCCCCUCAACGGGUAGCAACGGCCACGACGGUCGCUGCAAACCCCGGCACCCGCACUCCCGCCCCUCACCGAAUAGCAACGGUCGUAUCUGACACAGAUACCCCCGCCACCCGCGCCGCCGCCCCUAAGCGAGUAGCAACGGUCGUUUCAUCGCGCCCCGCAUCCCCCGCAGGGAGUAGCACUUCCUCUGCCCCCGCUUCGCCGAUCGCUAAGCGUCCGAAGUCCGGCGUUAUGGAUGCCCCCGCCCCCGCCUCAUCCGCCGUAGACGCCGCUACUCCGCCACGUGCUACGACGCCACCGCCUCUCUACAUAAGAGAGACCAACCAACAUGGGAAUAAAGGUCCAGGUGUCCACAGCGGCGGACCACCGUCGUAUGACGGCCCUCCUGCGCGAGCGUGGUACGGAAUACCACACCUACGCGCUCGAGGAGGAGCGUCGCCUCACGGUGGUAAUCCGCGGGAUGCCGUGCGAAAUUCCCACGGACAGCAUAUUAAAUGA
This is a messenger RNA of Danaus plexippus (monarch butterfly), 873 nucleotides long. Its product is annotated as mucin-1-like. Lineage: Eukaryota; Metazoa; Arthropoda; Insecta; Lepidoptera; Nymphalidae. The transcript has a single exon. The coding region runs from base 1 to 873 and encodes 290 amino acids. The record is from RefSeq and is a predicted model, not a curated record.